AUGACUGAAAUCGAUAAUAAAAGAAUGCUUACUUCUCGCAGAGCCGGUAUAAAAGGUUCAAUCACAAGAUUCGAUAAAUAUCUGAAGAAAAUAUCCACUAAUCCAUUGACUCAAGAAUCAACAUUUGAUUUAGAAACUCGCUUGAAUGCUAUUACAUCGCUUUUAUCCGAAUUCAAUAUAAUACAAACAGAAAUUGAGUGCCUAGAGCCCGACGAUGUAGACGUACAUGAUUUAGAACGGGAUGAAUUCGAAACAAAAUAUUUUUCCGUUGUUUCUCAAGCUAAAAUGAAAUUGUCUAAGCCCGUAACAUCGACCGCCAGUGUCGUAUCAAAUCAUCCAAUGACAAAUGUAAAGCUACCUGACAUUAAAUUGAUCGAAUUUAACGGUAGUUAUGACAAGUGGACUCAAUUUCAAGAAACCUUUGAUGCAUUAAUCAAUCAAAAUAAAAUGCUCACCGAUAUUCAAAGGUUUUUCUAUCUACAAAGUUCUCUCAAGGGUGAAGCUGCUCAAAUAAUUGCUUCAUUGAAUGCUACCGAGGCCAACUACAAAAUCGCUUGGGACUUACUUCGGGAACGCUAUCAAAAUAGGAAAGCUAUUAUUAAUUCGCACAUGAAGGCAAUUUUUGAUUUACCGAAUAUUCCUAGAGAAUCACACUCGCUCUUGAGAAAAUUCUUAGAUGAAUUCCAGAAACAUUUUAGAUCCUUGAAAAGCUUAGGUGAAAAUGUUGAUGAAUGGCAUACCAUAUUAAUAUUUCUACUCAACUCCAAAUUAGAUUCGUCAACCAGAAAGGAAUGGGAAAUCUUCAUUAAUGACAAUAAUACCCCAAAUAUUGAAAAUUUCUUAUCAUUUCUCGCUCAACGCUGUUCUCUCUUAGAAUCUUUGGACACCAAAGCCUAUACAUCUGACCCAAAUAAUAUAUCAAACAAGAAAUCUAGAGAAAUUCGUUCUUACUCUCAUCUAUCUACCAAAAUUAAUCUAUGCCCAUUAUGCAAUCAAUCUCAUUUUAUUUAUUCAUGUAAAGAAUUUCUAGAUAUUCCUAUAGAAAAAAGAUUCGCUGAGAUUAAACGUCAUAGGUUGUGCUCGAAUUGUUUAAGACCUGGACAUUCAAAUUAUUCCUGCCGAUCAAAAUAUUCCUGUCGGUUUUGCCGGAAAAAACAUCACACUCUACUUCAUGAUAACUCGAAUGAUACCAGCAAAACUCGAAUCCAUAAUCAACCAUCCAGCAAUCAGUCUCAUACUCAUCAAGAGUCUAAUUUGAACACGGAGAAUAUUUCCGAAAAUUUGCAUACUCAUUCAGUGGCAUCUCAAGUAAGUCACUGUACUUACACAAUUCUCUCCACUGCAAUUCUCAAUAUUUUAGACAGAGACGGAAAAACAAUCAAAUGCCGAGCUUUACUCGACAGUGGCUCGCAAUCGAACUUUAUUACCAAAAAAUUAUUCGAUAAGCUGAAUCUAGGCUAUACCUCUGUAAAUAUACCGAUUUCCGGUUUGAGUCAAAAUCUCAUAAACAUUUCCAAACGAGCCACAAUCCAAACCCAAUCUAUAUGUAACAAUUACACUUUCAAAUUGCCUUAUCUCGUAAUUGAUAAAAUCACCGGCCUUACACCUCAACAGAAAAUACCUCUAAGCCAUUUCAAAUUUCCAGGCAAUAUCUGUCUUGCCGACCCAACAUUUCAUAUACCUUCUGAUAUUGACAUGCUCCUAGGUGCUGGCAUAUUCUUUGAUCUACUUUCUUGUGGACAAAUCAAAUUGGGUAAAGGGCUACCCAUACUUCAGGAAACAAAGCUAGGCUGGAUAAUAUCCGGACCUUUGUCCAUCCUUCCACCUGCUUCCACGAACUCUUCUUUUCUAUCUACUUCAAAGGAUAUACAGUUUCAAGAUUUUUGGCAGAUCGAGGAAAACUCUGCAGGUCAACAAUUCAGUACCAAAGAAGAAGCUAAGUGUGAAUCUCAUUUCUCUGAAACCUUCACAAGAGACAAUACCGGAAGAUUCACAGUUAGUUUACAUUCAAAAGAAAAUAAUGUCAAAUUAAGUGACCCUGCAGAAACAGCAAUUAACAGAUUCCACGCGAUUGAAAGAAAACUCGAUAAAAACCCACUCAAAGCCCAAUAUUCCGAAUACAUCGCUGAAUAUCAAAAUCAAGGUCUAUCUAACACCAACAACUGGAAUCAUGUACCUUCAAAGGAAAAUCCUGCUGAUAUUAUUUCUAGAGGGAUCAAUCCUACCGAUCUUGAAGGUGCUGAUUCGUGGUGGCAUGGACCACAUUUUCAAUUCAAUACUUCAGAUAAUUGGCCAAAGGAACGUCACAUUUCGAACUAUUCGCGUACAGCUUCAACACUUGACGAAUAUAAUUAA
Molecule: messenger RNA, 2355 nt
Organism: Harmonia axyridis
Lineage: Eukaryota; Metazoa; Arthropoda; Insecta; Coleoptera; Coccinellidae
Exons: 1
Coding region: 1-2355 (784 amino acids)
Source: RefSeq, a predicted model, not a curated record